Messenger RNA from Prunus armeniaca (apricot), 267 nucleotides. Lineage: Eukaryota; Viridiplantae; Streptophyta; Magnoliopsida; Rosales; Rosaceae. The record is from the annotation of a GenBank genome assembly.
AUGCUAGAUAUGACAGAAGCAUUCAAGUUCAAACUACUUCAAUCCACUCCUUAUUAUGCUCAAGCUAAUGGACAUGCAGAAUCAAGUAAUAAGGUGAUCAUCAACAUUAUCAAGAAAAUGCUCAAGAAGAAUCCAGGGCAAUGGCAUGAGAAAUUAUCAGAAACUCUCUGGGCAUAUAAAACUUCAAAGAGAGAGGCAACUGGCAUGACCCCAUAUGCUCUAACCUAUGGUCAUGAUGCAAUUCUGCCUAUGGAAAUAGCAAUCUAA